This is a messenger RNA of Acaulospora morrowiae, 165 nucleotides long. The record is from the annotation of a GenBank genome assembly. Lineage: Eukaryota; Fungi; Glomeromycota; Glomeromycetes; Diversisporales; Acaulosporaceae.
AUGUACACUGGUUUGUUCGGUGUCUCCAUCCCACUUUUGUGGAUAUCUUCGGCUGGCUCUACCAUAUUCUGGAUUGUUGGUGCUUCGGCAACAUUGGUAUUGUGUCAUGCUGCGUUCCUUGAACCCGGCGUCGAAGGCGGAUUUUCUGCGGCAAAUCAUGUUUAA